AACACUCAAAGCGAAGCAAAACAUUAAAAUUUUCGCAAGUUUCGUUUAUUAUGGUCAAUAAGAGAAAAUUUAUGUUGAAAAUCGUGAAAAAUUGCAGCUCCUUUUGAAAAUUGUGAUCAAGUGCGUAUUCGCGCAUCGAAUUGUACAAAGACCUGCUGCAACCGGACGGGCUGCCGUCAAAGUGCUCAAUUUGUGCUCAUCAUCCGCAAAUAGAAAGAGUUAAAAAAAAUUAACAUGUCUGUGCUUUGGUGUGGUUUAUAGUGUUUUUUUUCUCUGGUAAAUAGAAGUGAAAACCAACUUUGCGCUUUUGAGCAAUUCAAGCAAUCGAAAACAUACGACGUGAUUCCGUCCCAUCUGUCGUCGCUGAGAAUCUGUGUCCAAGAGUGCGUGGAUUUGAUACAUUUUUAAAUCGAAUUAGGAAGUAGUCUUAGCCACACAAUGAAUUCCGCCGGGAGUUUCCGUGGUUCCAGCGCCGCGAGUGGUAGGGAGCCCAACAAACGUUUCUCGAUUCACGAUGCCUUCGAGGAAGAAACGGAUGAGGUAAUCAAAGUUUACGGAUCAACUGUGAUAUCAACGCCGAUGCGGGCCAAGGCCAGAUCCCCGGAUGAUGUGUCCAUACGGGUACAUCACGAUCAGAGGACGCUAAAGUACACCGAUGAUACCACCUCCAGGGAUAGCGACUCGUUAAUACAGGAAUACGGCAACCUGUCCUCCAAUGACACCUACACCUACUGUUGGCGCCAUCCGAAAGUCCGUGAAAACUGGCGAACCGUACUAGCCGCCGCCACUCUACUAGUCAUCGGAACCGGCCUGAUAGCGAUGGGAGCGUACGCAAUCGCUGAACCACACAACGGGUCCCAGGCUGCCGUGUUCUUCGUAGCCGGAUUCAUCUGUUUCGUGCCGGGAGCGUAUCACGUCGUGUACAUCUGGCUGGCCGCACGGGGCUACCGGGGAUUCGACUUCUACCAUCUGCCUUUGUUCACGUAAGGCAAUAGAAGAAGAAGCAGAAGCAGAAAAUCGUUUUGCUGUACGAAGAAAAUAUACUACACAAGUUUGCUCAUACUUCCUUCCCUCGGGAGAAGGAUCGGUUUGAAGGGCUUGGAAGAACUCAUUGAACAUAAAACUCAGCAUAAUGAGAUGUGAUUAAACUGUAAGUCGGUUAGGUACCUUUUUUAUUUUUCGAAAUUUAAUUAGACACAGUAGCUCUCUUUCUAUCCAGUGAAGAGAUUUGAGCUAAUAAAUUAUUUUUUAUCUUGUAACGGUUAGGCGAUAUAUACACUCUCUUAUGUAUAGAAGUAAUUUUCAUAAUAGAACUCAAUAUAUUUUUAUUCGAAUUGAACAAGACUAAUAACCUAAUGCUCUCAAUUGAUAUUUUGUCGAAAAAUGUUAAGAUGUGCUACUGUACUGGGUGUGGAGUUCUUGAGUGCUGCUCGUUAUUUAUUUUCUUUUCGGUAAAAUUUAGGAGUGUUCAUCCAGUUCAUCGGCAAAUAUUGGGCAUAUUUACAUUGCUAAGCAAAUCAAAAUUUCGGACAUUGGUAAGAUACACCGUCGCUUACUGAGCCACUGAUUUAACUUUAUGAUAAUUUUGGAUUUGAUAGCAUUUUAUAAUGUUAACUCUCGAGCUGGGUUCAAUGCAAAAAUGGUACAUGCAUCGAAAGCUCUCAAUUAAUAACCGUGGAAGUGCAUCUAGAACACUAAGUUGAGCGUUGGGAGAAAUCUUCCAUUUUUGUAAAUAAGAAGAGAAAACAUCUAAACUUUUCUGCAGUCUGCUGCAAAUAACACGAAGACUUUUUCCUUUAGCGGAAAUGCCUGUGUCAUCAGCGAACAAAGAUUUGUGGCAACCCUGAUUCAAAUCAGGGAGGUCCGAAAUGAAAAUGUCAUACAAUAUAGUCCCAAGAAUGCUACCCUGGGGGACUCCAGCUCUAAAAGGUAGUCGUUCAGAUUUAGAAUUUUGAUAAUUUACCUGCAGAGUUCUGUCAGUUAAAUAAUUUUGAACUAAUUUCAUAGUAUAGAGUGGAAAAUUAAACUUUUCCAAUCUAGCAAUCAAACCUUUAUGCCAAACACUGUCGCAUGCUUUUUCUAUGUUUAGAAGAGCAACUCCAGUUGAGCAGCCUGCAGAUUUGUUUGAAGGAAUCAAUCU
This is a messenger RNA of Ochlerotatus camptorhynchus, 2140 nucleotides long. RefSeq names its product transmembrane protein 134. Bases 439 to 987 code for a protein of 182 amino acids. Lineage: Eukaryota; Metazoa; Arthropoda; Insecta; Diptera; Culicidae. The record is from RefSeq and is a predicted model, not a curated record. The transcript has 2 exons.